AGUCUCUACAAAAGCUGUUUCUCAACAGGCCCCAAGGGAGAGGGAAAAAACCACCCUGAGAUCAAUAUGGUUCGAUGCUGAGCCAGCUUCUGCCCCUCCUUGUUGUUCUGGUUUGGAGUUGAGAGCAGCGGCAGCAGCGCCGCCCACCCCGCUCCCUCUACACAUCUCCGCUCCUCAUUCUGCUGAGAGCGGGAGCGCAUAACAACAUUACAAGGCUCUGUGUGAAGACGGACUGUGGUUUUGGCAUGAGCUGUUACGGGAAUCCCCUGCAAGCCUUUUCCUUCUUGCUCGAGACGCUGAAAACGUGAUAAGAAGAAGGACGCUGCAGCAUCAGAGAGAGGACUUUUAAAAACAAAGAACAAUAUAAACUCUCCGGAGCCCCUUAUAUUGGAAAAAACUCCCCGUGCAUACCCUGCAUAUCUGUCCAUCACCGGGCUCAGGAGACGCUGAUAGGAGAACGAGACAGACGGAAAGAAAGAAAGGAAGAGAAGUUGCUUUGGAGAACAAGAACAAGCUUCCAGAGACAGAGGGGGAGCUUGGGUGUGGGGGAAGAGGAUGGACGCCCUGAUUCCUGUGCUGAAGAGUCGACCCGGCCUCUCAGCGCUGGGAUUCUCUCUGCUUUUCAGGGUGGUCCACACGUUGGUCCAAAGGCUACCUGUGCCCAAAAUAGUGAAACAGAAUGAAGACCACUUGUGGAAGUGGAGGAGCCUCUCUGUCUCCAUGGUGCACUCAUGGUUGACUGGAAUAUGGGCCUUGACCUGUGCAUUGGGUUGGCCCGAGACGUUGAAAGACCUCCACUCCUUCCACACACCUCUGUCCUACCUGCUCAUCUGCGUCUCAACAGGAUACUUUGUGCAUGAUGCAAGUGAUAUCAUCCUGUCAGGACAUGGAAGAGGAUCAUGGGAAUUCUUACUCCAUCAUGUACUGGUAAUCUCCUCAUUCCUGUAUGCCCUCUACACCCAGCUGUACGUGGCCGGGGCUGUGAUUGCUCUCUUCGUAGAAGUCAACAGCAUCACUUUGCACCUGAGGCUGAUGCUGAAGCUGGCAGGCGCUCAGCACUCCACCUUGUACUACUACAACAAAUGUGUCAACAUUUUCACCUACGUCACCUUUCGUCUGGGUGCCCAGUUCUACCUCACCUGCUACAUCCUUAACAACUACUCCCAGCUGGACCACUGCACUUUUUUCCUUAUCGCUGUCAUGAUGAUGAAUAUUAUGAUGAUGAUUUAUUUCUACCGCCUGCUCCGCGCUGACUUCUCCACAAGAAAGAGCUCGGUGGGACAAAACGGGACAUAUAACAACAAUUCAAAAAAGUUCCUCACUGAUUGAGGUUUACAGAACUCUGUUCAGAUUUUGUUAAUGUUGGGAGUUUACGCAUUUUGUCUGUCUUUAACUGUAAAACUGACACCACUUCUUAUGACAGCAGGUUCCCUUGUUGUAUCUCACUGCCAAAGAUGAACCCCCGAAACAAAACUUGGAUGUACAAGAAGUGGCUUUAACCAUGUGCCUUAGCCUGGAUUGGAUGUUGGAAUAGUCAGAAGAACAGAUGGAAAAGCUAGCCUAAUUGUGGUUUGUUGUGUGUUGAUAAAAAAAAAUCCCCCCCUUGAAAAAUGUUUUGUUCAAAUUCAACAA
Molecule: messenger RNA, 1632 nt
Organism: Notolabrus celidotus (New Zealand spotty)
Lineage: Eukaryota; Metazoa; Chordata; Actinopteri; Labriformes; Labridae
Gene: tlcd1
Product: TLC domain containing 1
Exons: 5
Coding region: 556-1329 (257 amino acids)
Biological process (GO): phospholipid homeostasis; membrane assembly; regulation of membrane lipid distribution
Cellular component (GO): plasma membrane
Source: RefSeq, a predicted model, not a curated record